Molecule: messenger RNA, 1200 nt
Organism: Neurospora tetraspora
Lineage: Eukaryota; Fungi; Ascomycota; Sordariomycetes; Sordariales; Sordariaceae
Product: ankyrin repeat-containing domain protein
Exons: 5
Coding region: 1-1200 (399 amino acids)
Biological process (GO): protein localization to ciliary inversin compartment
Cellular component (GO): ciliary inversin compartment
Molecular function (GO): protein binding
Source: RefSeq, a predicted model, not a curated record
AUGACCACAUACACUUACCAUUUCCCAACGUGGCUGGUGUCCCGGGCUCUAGCCUUCUCACUUGAGAGGAAGACCCUCCGCACCAAUGGCUCAUGGACUCUGCACAUUCCGAAGAUGUUGACUGGCGCGGACCCUGUAUGGAGGAACCUAGACCAUGGAACCGUACAGCAGCUCGCUAGCAUCCUAGGCCAAGGGCAGGUGUCGCCUUGCGAUGUGAACCCGGAUGGAAAGUCCCUCUUGCAUUUUGCUGUCGAGUUUGAGCGACCCAAUAUGUGCAAAUAUUUGCUCGAACAGGGCGUGAACAAGAACUUCGAGGACCACGCCGGCGUAUCUACCUCCGCGAUGGCCAUUGAGAAAGUUGCGCCCGCAUCCGCGGCUGCCUCUCGGGUCGAGACUCUUUCUGAGAUCCGCCGCCUCUCGCCAUCUUCCGAACCUGGAGCUCCCUUCGCCCAACAUCUCGAGGUCAACCUUUCUUCGCUCGACGCCAUUGAUUCGUUUGGCCGCACCGCACUUGCGUGGGCUGCUGCUCUCGAUAAGCCGGCCGUAGCUGAGCUCCUACUAGAGUCUGGUGCUGAUGCGAGCAUCGCGGAUAAAAACAAGAAGACAGCGCUUCACUGGGCUAUGAAGUCCCAAUCGAUGGGGGUUGCUGAGCGUUUGCUUAAGAACGGAGCGGACAUCGAAGCUCGCGACAUUUUCGGACGCACGCCAUUGCACGAAGUCUCCAAGGUCCCUGAUAAAGGCCAGGCCAAUGUUGAAGCCAAGGAUUACAUCUAUGAGCGCACACCUCUGCAUCCGGCGGCGGCUCAUGGCCAGGUGGAAAACGCGGCAGCGCUGGUAAAGUACGGCGAAGCCGACCUCGAAGCGACGAUAAAGACGCAAGACCGGACGGACGCCGCUCAUGACUGCCAUCACCUGAACGAGGCGGAAGAAGGGCACGACAUCCAGAUGGAGGCAGAUAUGGCUGAUAACACUGGGCGCUCCCCCUGGCAAUACUUUGAGUGGCGGAGAAAAGCGUAUAAUCCUCAUAAUGAGGAUGAAGAGAAGGCAGAGAGAAGAUCCCGUGAGCUUCUAGACGCGGUUCGUGAGUUGAGUGCCAGUUCGAGGUCGAGGGUGGUCCUGCUGGACAGUGACUCCGUGGACCUGGACCGGGGCAUUGGAAAGGAGAAGGUGGAUGUGAGCAUCGUCGAGGUUUCCUUUUGA